Molecule: messenger RNA, 561 nt
Organism: Humulus lupulus (European hop)
Lineage: Eukaryota; Viridiplantae; Streptophyta; Magnoliopsida; Rosales; Cannabaceae
Exons: 1
Coding region: 1-561 (186 amino acids)
Source: RefSeq, a predicted model, not a curated record
AUGGCUCCUAAAAACCAAAUCUCAACCACUAGCUCUUCUUCUUCUUCUUCGACCCAACUCCACUCUUCAACCAAGUCCAUUUUCAAAGACAACAAUGGCAGAUCUUCAACCAGUUUCAAGAAGAGUUUCAGUUCUGAUGAGUUCGUUGACAAGAGAACCGGUCGUUUAGGGUUCAAGGAUGAGACCACUUAUUGUCGUACGGACAAAUACGACAACAAGAAUGAAGGGUAUGCUCAUGAGUACGAGACCAAAGUCAGGCUUAAGCAUGUUGCUUACCCUAAACCGUGCAGCCCCAACCACCAGAUCAAAUAUGAUGAUGAUGCUGAUGACGAUGGAUGCUAUGAUGACGGCGACGACGACGAUGAUGAUGGUGGUGACGACGACGAUGAUGGUUGUGAUGGUGGUGACGACGACGAUCAUGAUGAUGAUGGUUGCGAUGAUGGAUGUGAUGAUGAAGAUGAUGGUUGCGAUGAUGGAUGCGAUGAUGAAGAUGAUUGUUACGAUGAUGGAUGCGAUGAUGGUGAUUGUGAUGACUAUGAUGAUGAUGAUGACUACUACUAG